Messenger RNA from Closterium sp. Naga37s-1, 6415 nucleotides. The record is from the annotation of a GenBank genome assembly. NCBI's taxonomy places the organism in Eukaryota, Viridiplantae, Streptophyta, Zygnematophyceae, Desmidiales, Closteriaceae.
GAAGGGAGGUGUGUUUGGGGCGGCUGCAGAGCGGGCGAGGCGAUCCCCUAACGCAAGGGCGGCAUGGCGGGUGCGCAAGGAGCUGCUGUACCAGUGGCGCCCCGCCAGCCCCCGCCGCUGCCCCUUCCAGCAGUUUGACCGCGCGGGGUUCUGCCGCGCUGUGAGGGGGCGCAACGUGGUGGUGGUGGGAGACGCGUUCAGCCUGGACUGGCACGACUCUCUUCUGAACCACCUCGUCACUGCGGGCACUAAGAACAAGGCAGGGCAACUGGGCGAUGCCUGGGCCAACGUCACAGAGGGGGCGUGCUUUGAAAGGGGUCACCGCCUCUGCACCGACGUCCCCCUUAUUCCCCCUUCCACCCCCACCACCACUGCUGUUGCUGCUGCUGCUGAUGAUGACUCCUCAACACUUGGUGACCCUGACUCUGAUCCUGCCACUGCUAGUGCUGCUAAUGCUGGUCGCUUCACCGCUGGUGGUUCGGCUGCUGGUGGCGGUGGUGGCAGUGGCGGUGGUGCUGGUGGCAGUGGACUUGGAAUAGGCGGUGCUGGUCGUCGUUCUCGCUUCGGGGCUGCUGCUGCUGAUGCAGCUGCGGACGACACAGGGGGAGAGGACCGGCAGGACAGGGGCGAGGAGGAGGGUGCAAGGGGGGGGCAGGAAAGUAAGGAGUUGGGUGUGGUGGGUGGACUGAGAAGUGGGUUUCAGAGGAAGGGCUGGGGACGAGGCAGAGGGCUGGCUGGGAGAGUGAGGGCUGGCGAUUGGGAGGGGGACGAGAGGAGUGGGGAGGCUGCUGGGCUGGGAAGCAGAGAACGGAGUGAGAGUGGUGAGGGCGAAGGGGAGUCGACAGGAUUCACGAGAGUGGAAGAGGAGGAAGGGUUGGGAGCAGGAGGCGGGAGUGGGGAAGCAGGGAGGACUGGGAGGAAGAGGAGGGCAGUCGGGAGGCAGGGGGGUGGAGGGGAUGUGCUGAACCAGGGGGUGAGUGAGCCAUUGAGCAACAAGGAGGGCGGCACUGGUGGUGUGGUGCUGAGGAGGAGGAGGAUGGCGGGGUUCAAUCUGCGGGUGGUACUGAACGCUUUUGCAGCGCCGGACACGGGGCGACCCACGCGGCUCAACAACCGCUGGCUCAAGCGCCUCAAGAAGUGGAAAACCAGCAUCCUCGUGCUCUCCCGCACCCCGGCCUUUGGCGACAAGGAGCUGAUGCUGCAGGAGGUGAGGGAUACAUUAGAAGCUGUGAGGGACCUGUAUCCGGACAUGCUCGUCAUCUGGCGCAGCGCCGUGGGCGGCCAUCCCAGCUGCCAGCACUUCACUCGCCCGCUCAGGACCCGGCCCGUCCUGCUGGCAGCCAAGGGGAAGAUUCCCGACGUGUGGCUCCGGCACGCCGAGAUGAACGCCGCUAUCAGACCGCUGCUCAAGGAGUACGGGGCAGUGUACAUGGACGUGGACUCGGCCACCUCCCUUCGCCCCGACGGCCACCACGAGCGCAUGGACGGCAGCAUCAACUGCCACCACUACUGCAUGCCCGGCCCCCUUUCUGUUGGUGGUGGUGCUGCUGCUGCUGGUGGUGGUGGUAGUGUGUACAUGGACGUGGACUCAGCCACUUCCCUUCGCCCCGACGGCCACCACGAGCGCAUGGACGGCAGCAUCAACUGCCACCACUACUGCAUGCCCGGCCCGCUCGACCACUGGGUGUCGCUCUUCCACAACCUGCUGCUGCUGCUCGACCUACACUCCCCCCAGACCGCCCUCCCUGCUUCCGCUGCUGCUGCUGCUUGCUCUAACACCCCUCGCUCCCUAUUCCCCCACACCCCCACAACCCAACCCCCCCCAGGAUUCACCCCUCUUACUCCCACGUCACUGCUCUUCACCGCUCUUCCCCCCACUUCACCCCUCUCUCCCACCUUCACCCUGUUCCCUCCCCUUCCUCCACCUAUCCCAGCCUGCACCAACUUCUCGGCGUGCAUCCCAGGGACGCGCAUUCGCGGCGAAGUAGCAGUGGCCGAAGCACAGCAGGAGGUGUCGUGUGUGGCGGAGGACGGCAAGUGGGUGCGCUUCAACACGCCCCGCUGGCUGCCGUGGUCCCGCGACCCGCACACCAACCCACGCGCGCCGCACUACGGCACUUGUGACCUGCUACACGUGAACGAGACCGGGGGCAAGGGCAUGUACGGCUUUGCAGCGGACAAGUUUCGGAAGAAUCCAGGAGACCGGGAGUGGCACGUGCGGGCGGAGCUCAAGUACCAGUGGAAGGCCAACCGCUUCUGCCCGCCGUUCAUGGGGUUCAACCGGCACAAGUUCUGUGCGGCGGUGGGGCAGCGCAACGUGCUGUUUGUGGGGGACACCACUCAGCUGGCGCUGCACGACGUGUUCCUCAACCACGUCACUACCAUCGCCACUCAGAAGGAGAUCGGGGACAUCGCUGACGCCUGGACGGCGCCCAACAACCAGCCGGCGUGUGCAAUCAACAACCCCCACGUGGUGUGCUCCGACAUCGUCCCAGGGGGAUUCACCUUCCGUGUCGCCCACAACAACCUGCUCACGCCCGACUCGCCGGGGGGGGGAGCGUUCAACCAACACCGCCUCUUCCACUUCCCCCUCUGCUCUGCUCCAUUUCUCCCUCUGCUUCCACUUCCCCCUCUGCUCUGCUCCAUUUCUUCCUCUGCUUCCACUUCUCCCUCUGUUUCCAUUUCCCCCUCUGCUUCCACUUCCCCCUCUGCUCUGCUCCAUUUCUUCCUCUGCUUCCACUUCUCCCUCUGUUUCCAUUUCCCCCUCUGCUUCCACUUCUCCCUCUGUUUCCAUUUCCCCCUCUGCUUCCACUUCCCCCUCUGCUCUGCUCCAUUUCUUCCUCUGCUUCCACUUCUCCCUCUGUUUCCAUUUCCCCCUCUGCUUCCACUUCUCCCUCUGUUUCCAUUUCCCCCUCUGCUUCCACUUCCCCCUCUGCUCUGCUCCAUUUCUUCCUCUGCUUCCACUUCUCCCUCUGUUUCCAUUUUCCCCUCUGCUUCCACUUCUCCCUCUGUUUCCAUUUUCCCCUCUGCUUCCACUUCGACCUCUGACCCUACUUUCCAAAUUUCCCGUUUCUUAUCUCACCAUCCCACGUCUCUCGCAACACCCCUGGCAACGGCUACUCCCGCUGGCCGGGUCAUCCUCUCUCCUCAGUUCUCAGAAGCCUUCCCUCCCCCUCUCUCACCCCACGUUCCCCGUUUCCCGUGCGCCCACCCAAGCAGGUCCCACUUCUUUCGAAACGGUCACGGCAACAGCAACUCCCGCUGGUCCCACAACCCGUCAGCCGAUUCACGGCCUUCAACGGCCGGCUCCGACCGAGCGAGUCACCACGACGCAGCACGGCGUUAUGAGAGGGGAUCCGUGGGGCGGUCUGAGGGGGCUCGGUACGAAGGGCGGUAUGGGAGAGGGUAUGGGAGAGGGGACGUUAGAGGGUACGCUCAGAGUGGGUCCGAACGGCCCGCCUCUCCAGGCUCUUCCCCUUCCCCUUCCCCCUCCUCGUCCGCCUCCUCGUCCGCCUCCCCGUUCGCUUCCUCCUCGCCUCCCUUCGCCGAUUUUGCCCAGUCCACCGCACGCUCCCCUUCCUCGCCUGCCACCUCAACUGUUUCGCCAGAUUCGAAUGCUGCCGCUGGGGGGGCUGCUUCUGGAGAGUUUCCGUUCCAGUCGCAUCACACGAUCCUGGACGUUGAUCAGAUUGAUCCGACGGCUGGCGACGCUGCCGCGUGGGGUGGGCUGGACUCGGCUGCAGUGGCAGCGGCUUGGAAGAGGAGCUUUCUGAAGCGGGUGGUUGACACGAUCACCAAUUCCAAGUACUUCAAUCUGCAGACAGCUGGAUGGCUCAUUGCGGGGGCUGCCACGGCGGCAGUGGGCGUGCAGGUCACAGCACACAUCAUCCAGGCCAUCGAGUCCGUUCCUCUGCUUGCAUCUCUGGAAAUCCUUGUUGGCGCUGCUGUCACCACCAACGUCGCCACCACCAUUACUGGAGAGGGAAAAGCGCGCGAGCGCCUGGAGCAACAGUGGGACGAGUUCGUGAAACGAGUCAGCGGCACGUAUGGGCUGUCGGACCCGACGUUUGAUGAGAUGGAGAGCGGUAAAGACCUCGAGGCUCAGAUUCAGGACCUUCUGUCGCAGUGCAGUACGAUUAUAGCCGAUGCAGCAGUGCAGCAGAGCGAGCAGCGGCCUUCACACCUCGGAGGCGACUCAUCAGCAGAAACCCAGCAGCAGAGGGAGACGCAGGCAGCAGAGUUAUUGCGGAAGGCCGCAGAGAGACUUGGUCCAAAGCCUGCAAACAGCACAGGAAAGGAGACAGAGGGGGAGGAGCUGAAAGACGGGGAAGGGAAGCAGGCUACAGAGGCUGAUCCUGAGGUGCCUCAGAGAAAGGCUGAUGGGGAGGAGGGGGAGGAAGCGGUGGUGGCGGUGAGAAAGGCGGAGCUGGUGCGGGUGUUAUCUGAGUUUGUGGAGAGGAGGGAGGGCAGGGCGAGGCGGGUGAACCGCAUGCUGCAGCAGGAGGUGCAGGCGGGCAGGGGACUGGAGGGGCGACUGGGGGACCUUACUAAGGGCAGGGCGAGGGGAUGGAACCGCGUGCUGCAGCUGGAGGUGCAGGCGGGCAGGGGGCUGGAGGGGCGACUUGGGAACCUUACUAAGGCUCUGGAAGUGCGCACUUUAGCGUCCGUGGCAGCAGCACAGAACGUGGCUCGCCUGCAGGCACUCAACGACUCGCUGCAGGUGAAAUGGGCGCGCUGUGUGCGUGCAUGCGCUAGCCCACUCUUCAAGGGAGAGAUGGUGAGAGUGUGGAGAGAAUGUGGUGAUGUGGGGGCAUCACUCGUAGCAGCGCAGAACGCGGAGCGCAACAGUGUGACGAGUCAGCUGUCUGCGUUGACCAAUCAGAUCACAGGGCUGACCACAUCACUGGACGUGCUGACGAAGCAGCAGGACUCUGUAUCCCAGUCCAACACGGUGUUGCGCACUCGCCUGCGCAAGGCACUGCUGGAGAAGCGCCAGCUGGCGCAAUCAUUGCGGGCGGCGCACCGCGUGCAGAGCGAGCGGGCGAGUGACGUGGAGGGGCGGCUGCGGGCGGUGGGAGCACAGCUGAGGGCGAGCGAGGGGGCAAUGGUGCAGCAGAGGAGAGAGGAGGAGGUGAACUUGCAGACGUACCUGUCCCAGCAUGCUGCUAUUAAGUCAGAGCGCAACGCAGCAGUGGUGCAGGCGAGCGACUUGGAGCGCCGAGUGGCAUCUGCGGAAGCUCAGCUGAAGGAAGUCACCCGCUCUCGUGACCACCUCUUCAUCACCAACCAUGAGUUGAACACGCGUCUGACAGCAGCAAUGAGCGAGAACAGGCUGCUGCAGCAGCGAGUCGAUCAGCUGCAGCGCACCAGCCGCCACUCUGCUGCCGCCUUCAGAGACCGCGAGAGCACGCUCAAGCAGCACCUUGCGGAGCGCCAUGCUGAGCUGGCAGCCUCCCGCCAGCAGGCAGCCGCUGAGCUGGCACGAGUGACAUCCAGCCUGGAAGCCAAAGUGAGAGCAGCGCAGGAGGAGGUGGAGGAGAGCAAGGGGGCGGUGAGGUGGCUGGAGGAGCAGGUGGAGUCGAUGCGGGAGGAGGGGCUGCUGCACACGACACGGCUGAGGGCUGCUGUGGCUGCCGCUGAGAAGCGGGCACAAGAGGAAGCCGAACGGGCCAAUGAGCUGCAAGCGUUGCUUGCAGAGAGAAAGGAGGCAUCAGACAGAGAGACGAGGCUUCUUGAAGAAAAGGUUUCCUCGCUAGAGUCCAAACUGAGCGAGACGGAAUUGAAACUGGCUGCUACAGUGAACAGUGCGAUAGCAACUGCCAGUGUAGAGGGGACAGCGUUGGGUCAAGAGGGAAGCUCAGAGGCAGGGUCGCUGGGCGAAGGGAGAACUGCAAACUUGACAGCAUUGGGUGAAGGGGGAAGUGCAGAGGUAGCGGAGAAUAAGGCAGGUGGAGGCAGAGGUGAGGAGAUGGAAGCAGGCGAGGCGAGCAAUGAAGAGGCGCUGGGAGCAGGCGAGGCGAGCAAUGAAGAGGCGCUGGGAGCAGCUCGUGGAACGCCGAACGAGGCUCUUGGCACGCCGAACGAAAAUGACUUGAAGGUGUAUGCAAGGGCCAUCUUCCCUGCGUAUGUGUCACUCGACGCGUCUAUCAUGGAGCAGAGCCGAGGCGUGACAGCCAUGGUGCAGGAUAUGGUCAAGAUGGGGGCGGACAAAUCAUGGGCCAAGCGUCAUGUGGAGGAGGAGUUAUUGAAACCCGCGCUGACACAACAAGUAGCCGUUGCUGCUGCUCGUGCGGUGAGCACUCGCACUCGGAGGAAGCAAGGAAGGCAAGCCAAGGCAACUAACAGUAACACUAACAAAUCAGCUGAUGAAGAAUUAAAUGCAGGAGACCUGGAUGGUAAGGUGGUUAUGCAGUAG